Molecule: messenger RNA, 1311 nt
Organism: Ectocarpus siliculosus
Lineage: Eukaryota; Phaeophyceae; Ectocarpales; Ectocarpaceae
Source: the annotation of a GenBank genome assembly
AUGGCGUCGUCUCCGCUUGACCCCUUCCUGCUGGAAAAUGGCUUCGUGGUCCUUGAUGGAGGGCUGGCCACAGAGCUCGAGGCACAGGGCGCAGACCUCACGGGCGAUUUGUGGUCCGCAGCUCUGCUCGCCGACAACCCGUCCAUCAUCCGCAACACCCACCUAGCCUAUUUUCGGGCGGGCGCCGAUGUCGCCACCAGCGCGAGCUACCAGGCUUCGUUCGAGGGUUUCCUGCGCAAGGGAAUAGGUCCAGAGCGGGCGGAGGAGCUCCUCCUCCUGAGCGUAAGGCUGGCGGUCGAGGCGCGAGACCAGUUUUGGGCCGAGUACCAAGAAGAGCGCCCUGCCUCUCGUCCUGCCCCAACGAAGCCGCAAACCUUACGACAGCCAUCACAACCAACGGCGACGGCUAUAGAAGAAGAAGAGAAUGCCAAACAACACCAACAGCCGGUCAGGGGGUCCGACGGACGACGACACCGACGACGACUGCGGCCGCUUGUCGCCGCCAGCCUUGGGUGCUACGGAGCGGUGCUCGCCGACGGUUCGGAGUACCGAGGGGACUACGUCGACACACCGGCGGGAAGCCUGAAGGAGUUCCACGCCAGGCGGCUAGAAAUCCUGGCGAGGGCGGACGGCGUCGACAUGGUCGUGUUCGAGACGGUCCCAUGCCUUGCGGAAGUGCGCGCCAUCCUCUCGCUGUUGCAGGACUUCCGCCCAAGAGUCAGCGCGGUGAUCAGCGUGUCGUGCAAAGAUGACCAGCAUUUGAGAAGCGGAGAACGCCUCCACGACUUUGCUGACCUCAUCUGGCGGCAUGCCGAAGAGCAAGAUGCCGCCGAGGGACCACCAGCGGUGGUGGCGACCACGACGACGACGACGACCCGGCCGGCGUGCGUCGCAGCCGUCGGGGUGAACUGCACAUCGCCAAGCCACGCCGCGGGGACCCUGCGGGCGCUAGCGGCGGCGAGGGCGAGGCCGGAUGCGCGUCACGGCGCGCCUCGGGAAACCCCGCCGUCCCGGGUCGCGCUUGUGGCGUACCCCAACAGCGGCGAAGAGUGGGACGCCAGCGUCAGGGAUUGGGUGGAAGGGACCGGAUUGCGUGAUAGGGAGGCAGGAGGAGGAGGAGGAGCGGAGGAGUUCGGGCGCAUGGCGCGGGACGAGUGGUUCGCCGCGGGCGCGACGGUAGUCGGCGGGUGUUGCAGGACUCGCCCGGCCCACGUUGCGGAGAUCCGACGGGCGCUCGCUUCGGCCGCGGAAGAAGGGGUGCAGGAGGGAGAGGGGCAGCAGCGCACGGGUUGGCAUCAAGAGCCGUCGUGA